AAAAAGCUCACACUUACUCCAGUGGUCGUUGUGCCUGCGAAGAGUAGUAAAGAUGAGCAGGAAGAAGUAGAAGAUGGAAAGAACACGCAGGUCGAGGUCGUAGAGAGGAAGCAGGACAAGUCUGAAGAGUUAUCGGGAGGUAAGCCUGCUGCUGAUCCUGGUCCCGAUAAGCUAAAAGUUCAUCAAGGGGUAGCCUCUGCUGCUGAUCCUGGUCCCGAUAAGCUAAAAGUUCAUCAAGGGGUAGAUUCUACGAACGCGCACGCUGACGGUGAGAUACAUCAACCAGUUGAUGGUGGGGGUGGAACUACACCAGACGCGACUUCCAUAGCCUCUGCAUCAUCCUCCCGCACCACUGAAGAGGGUGGAGUGGAUGUUCCACCAGACCUAGGACUCGUUGGUCCAGCAAACAAAGCAGGUGAAGAAGAAGUAGAAGCAGAGGGGAAAGAUGCCGUAGAAGAUGAAAAGAGCAGAGAUGAAGGUAGCGAAGGGGAUGACGAUGCACCUCGUGGGUGGCACGCUCUGCUGAUGACGCCCGGCGUCGACGAUGAUGCAGCUGCAGCUAUACCAGGAGCGAGUCUCCUUCAUAAGGAUGGCGAUGGCGGGAAAAAGGUGGAGCAUGAAGCUCCUGCUCUUUCCUCUUCUGCAAGUAACACGCUAGGAAUAUCUACAUCCGCUAAUAGUGCC
Amoebophrya sp. A25 is the source of this 684-nucleotide messenger RNA. The record is from the annotation of a GenBank genome assembly. NCBI's taxonomy places the organism in Eukaryota, Dinophyceae, Syndiniales, Amoebophryaceae.